GGGGGCGACGGGGAUGGGGGCGGUUUUAUUAGCCGGAGCGGAGCAGCAAAUUGAAUUGAAUGGCACCGGCUCUCAUUAGCUGGACCCGUCGUAGCUGGUGGUCUUGUAGCCAUAGCAUUUGGAGGUAGCCAUAGCAUUCCAUUCGUCCCACCUCGGUAGAUUCGACUCGUCGCCUUCCUCCUCCCUCCUCUCUUUCUGGUCUGGUCUCCCCCAGCCCAGCCCAGCCCUGCCCUGCCCUGCAUGGAGCCAGGCGCGCCAUGGCGCGAUCCGCGCCAGGGGUACGCCUACGGGGUCGGAUCGGCGCUGCAGAUGCAGCUGCAGCAGCGGGCCGACGCGGCCGCCGGCGGAGGGGUGCUCAAGAGGAGCCUCGGCGAGCUGGAGAGGUGGCAGCACCAGCAGCAGCAUCACGUCGCGGCGCAGCAGGCGCUCUACCUGCGCGCCGUGAGGCAGCGCACGGCGGCCGCGGCGGAUAUCGCCGCCUUGCUGGGCGGGGGGCCGACCCAGCCGCUGGUUCUCUCCGGGUCCAGCUACGGAGGGGGCCUGGCGUCGCCUUCGUCGACUCUGUCGUCGCUCACGACCGCGUCGAGGGCGGCGGUGCCGCUGAUGCACCCGCACCCCCAGCCGCAGCCGCAGAGGCAGGUGCCGCUCAUGACGUCCUCGCCGCAGACGCAGGCCUUCGGCCUGUCGAGGGCGCCGCCGCCUCAGCCGGCGGCGUCGAGCGAGCUGUUCAUUUUGCAGGAGCUCGAGAAGCAGCUGCUGGACGACGACGACGACGAGCCGGUGGCGGCGAUGAGCGGCACCGGCUCCGCGGUGACCAACUCCGAGUGGGAGGAGACGAUACAGCAGCUCAACUCCAUCACCGCCGCGCCGUCGCCCGGGCUCCCUGCAGCGGCGGCCCCGAACAAUAACAACACCAACGCGGGGAUGACGAGGUCUCCUUCCAACUCGUCCUCCUCCACGGCGUCUUCCUCUGCGUCCUGCUCGCCGCCGACCCCGGGGGCCGCGUCGCGGCAGCUGCUGUCUGAAGCCGCGGUCGCUCUCGCCGACGGCAACCACGAAGCGGCGGCCACCCAUCUGGCCGCCCUCAAGCGCGCGGCCAACCAGCACGGCGACGCGGAGCAGCGGCUGAUUGCCAUGAUGGUGGGCGCGCUGUCCUCCCGCAUUGUCCCGACCGCCUCCGCCCUAGCUCAACACCUCGCCGAGCUCUGCGGCGCCGAGCAGCGCGCCGGGUCCCAGCUCCUACACGACAUCUCCCCGUGCUUCCGCCUCGCCCUCCACGCCGCCAGCGUCGCCAUCGUCGAAGCUGUUGGCGACCACCGCGCCAUCCACCUCGUCGACUUCGACGUCAGCCUGCAGCAGCACGCGGCCCUCAUCCAGUACCUUGCUGAACGCCGCGUGCCGGGCACCUCCCUGAAGGUCACCGCCGUCACCGACCCGGGCUCGCCGUACACGCAGUCUCUAAGUGCAACGCUCACCGCCAUCGGGGAGCAGCUGAAGCAGCUCGCCGAGCGAGCUGGCAUCGAGUACCGCUUUAAAGUGGUCAGCUGCAGAGCAGCAGAGCUGGAUGCGUCCAGGCUCGGCUGCGCGCCCGGGGAGGCGCUGGCAGUCAACCUCGCCUUCGCGCUCUCGCACGUCCCAGACGAGAGCGUCUCUCCGGCGAACCCCAGGGACGAGCUCCUCCGCCGCGUCCGCGCUCUGGGCCCGCAGGUGGUGGCGCUCGUGGAGCAGGAGCUGAGCACGAACACGGCCCCGCUGACCGCGCGCUUCACGGACGCGUGCGCGCACUACGGCGCCAUCCUGGAGUCGCUGGACGCGACGCUGGGGCGGGAGAGCGCGGAGAAGAAAGCCAGGGCCGAGGCGGCCCUGGCGAAGAAGGCGGCGAACGCGGUCGGCCGUGAGGGCCCCGACCGGCUGGAGCGGUGCGAGGUCUUCGGCAAGUGGCGCGCCCGGUUCGGCAUGGCGGGGUUCCGCCCGGUGGCGCUCGGCCCGAGCAUUGCGGACCAGGUCGCCGCCCGCGUCGGUCCUGCGCCGCCCGGCAUCUCCGUCAAGGCGGAGAACGGCGUGCUCCGGCUCUGUUGGAUGGGGCGCGUGGUGACCGUCGCCUCCGCGUGGCGCUAGACCACCGCCGACGGCCCCCGCGCGCCAUUAUUGCCGCCACCAAAUCGUCAGUUACUUAAUUCGCGCAAUUCCUUUCCUCGUUUCUCUUUUUUACCUUGAUUGGGUGAGGAGUGAUGAGAGUUUGUCAUUGAUCUGGUAAAAUCCUUCCUUAGCUGUAGCGGCUCAUAAUUCUUAUAACUGCUCAUAGUAGUAUAUGGAAAAGAGUAAGUUAUAUCGCCGA
Messenger RNA from Panicum hallii, 2338 nucleotides. Its product is annotated as scarecrow-like protein 8. Bases 241 to 2118 code for a protein of 625 amino acids. Gene Ontology annotation, molecular function: sequence-specific DNA binding; DNA-binding transcription factor activity. NCBI's taxonomy places the organism in Eukaryota, Viridiplantae, Streptophyta, Magnoliopsida, Poales, Poaceae. Gene Ontology annotation, cellular component: nucleus. Gene Ontology annotation, biological process: regulation of DNA-templated transcription. The record is from RefSeq and is a predicted model, not a curated record. The transcript has a single exon.